Rubroshorea leprosula is the source of this 527-nucleotide messenger RNA. NCBI's taxonomy places the organism in Eukaryota, Viridiplantae, Streptophyta, Magnoliopsida, Malvales, Dipterocarpaceae. The record is from the annotation of a GenBank genome assembly.
ACCAGCUGCCACUAUUUUUCACUAUGAUAUAUCAGUACUGCUUCUAAUCAUACAUCCUAUAUUCCCAUGUAACGUGUGGUUUAUUUUCCCUCUCGUUUUUGUGCAAAGAAGGAAAAUCAAUGGCAUUCUGAUUCUCCACCUAUAAUUGGUGGAGUCACCAAUGCUAAUUCAAUUUCAACUUCUAAAGUGAUGAAUAAUCAGAAGAGCAAUGGUGAGGAGAAAAAGUUAAGUGGAAGAGCAGCUUUAGUUCCGCGCCCUUAUGCAGUUUUGUCUGGUCCUGAAUCACCGAAGGUUAUGAUGGCCGGAACAAGAGCACCUGAGUCUUGUGCAUACCCUUUGCUUAGACGUGCAAAUGCCAAGACCAAAAGCCUUGCUCUUGUAUGGUACCUAUCCAGUUUGCUCGACAGUGGUAUUUUGAGCUGCUGACUUAGUCCUUAUAAAAGGACUUUGGAAAUUAUCCAAUUAUGGCCCUGUCAUGAAUAAGGAAGAUAGAAGUUGAGAACGGCCAAUAAAUGAGAGUAGUUCAA